This is a messenger RNA of Coregonus clupeaformis (lake whitefish), 1793 nucleotides long. RefSeq names its product SNW domain-containing protein 1. The record is from RefSeq and is a predicted model, not a curated record. Gene Ontology annotation, cellular component: spliceosomal complex. The coding region runs from base 29 to 1705 and encodes 558 amino acids. Gene Ontology annotation, biological process: mRNA splicing, via spliceosome. Lineage: Eukaryota; Metazoa; Chordata; Actinopteri; Salmoniformes; Salmonidae. The transcript has 13 exons.
ACAAUGUCCAAUCCAAUAUCGCGAGAUCAUGAACAUAGUGGCGUCCACUACGUGUGACGUUAGUCUGUGCGAUCAACGGAAGAAAUUAAACAUGUCGCUUACGAGCUUUCUACCGGCGCCGACCCAGCUGUCCCAGGACCAGCUGGAGUCAGAGGAGAGAGCCCGGGCACAGAGGUCCCACUCCACCGCCCUGGUCUCCUCCCGCAGAGAACCCCCUCCCUACGGCUACAGGAAGAGCUGGGUGCCCCGCUCUCUGGAGGACUUUGGUGAUGGCGGUGCCUUCCCAGAGAUCCACGUUGCCCAGUUCCCUCUGGAGAUGGGUAGGAAGAAAAAGACGUCCAACGCACUGGCCGUUCAGGUGGACGCUGAGGGCAAGAUCAAAUACGACGCCAUCGCCAGACAGGGACAGGGCAAGGACAAGGUGAUCUUCAGUAAGUACACAGACCUGCUUCCUAAGGAAGUGCUGAACGAUGAUGCUCCUGAGCUGCAGAAGCCUGACGAGGAGGCUGUCAAAGAGCUGACAGAGAAGACCCGUGAUGCUCUGAUGAAGCAGGUCUCUCAGAAGAUCGCUGCAGCCAUGCCUGUGAGGGCAGCAGACAAGCAGGCCCCUGCACAGUACAUCAGGUACACUCCUUCCCAGCAGGGUGUGGCCUUCAACUCCGGGGCCAAGCAGAGGGUCAUCCGUAUGGUGGAGAUGCAGAAGGAUCCCAUGGAGCCCCCACGCUUCAAGAUCAACAAGAAGAUUCCUCGUGGACCUCCCUCCCCUCCUGCACCAGUCAUGCACUCCCCCAGCAGAAAGAUGACUGUCAAGGAGCAACAGGAGUGGAAGAUUCCUCCCUGUAUUUCAAACUGGAAGAACGCAAAGGGUUACACCAUCCCACUGGACAAGCGUCUGGCUGCAGAUGGGAGAGGACUGCAGACCGUUCACAUCAACGAGAACUUUGCCAAACUGGCCGAGGCGCUCUACAUCGCUGACAGAAAGGCCAGAGAGGCUGUGGAGAUGAGAGCCCAGGUGGAGAAGAAGAUGGCCCAGAAAGAGAAGGAGAAGAAGGAGGAGAAGCUCAGAGAGCUGGCUCAGAUGGCCCGGGACCGCAGGGCAGGGAUCAAAGGUCACGGAGGGGACAAAGCUGGAGAGGACGGUGAGGCCAGAGAGCGUGACGAGAUCCGUCAUGACCGGAGGAAAGAGAGACAGCACGACAGGAACAUCUCCAGAGCCGCCCCCGAUAAGCGGUCGAAGCUGCAGAGAGACCAGGACAGAGAUAUCAGUGAGCUCAUCGCUCUGGGCCAGCCCAACCCUAGGGCCUCCAGCGAGGCUCAGUACGACCAGAGACUGUUCAACCAGAGCAAGGGUAUGGACAGCGGUUUUGCAGGCGGGGAGGAUGAGAUGUACAAUGUGUACGACCAGCCGUUCAGGAGAGGCGCCGACAUGGCUCAGAACAUCUACCGGCCCACCAAGAGCUCUGACAAGGACAUGUAUGGCGACGACCUGGACACACUCAUGCAGACCAACAAGUUUGUUCCGGACCGUGAGUUCUCUGGUACGGACCACGGUCCUCGUCGUGACGGCCCCGUCCAGUUUGAGGAGGAUCCGUUCGGUCUGGACAAGUUCUUGGAGGAGGCUAAGCAGCACGGCGGCUCCAAGAGACCCUCCACCAGUAGAGGCUCCAAGGACUACGACCACGACAAGAAACGCAGGAAGGAGUGAGAGGACGGAGAGAGAGAGAGAGACCCAGUCUGGUGGGAUGGGAGGGUAGCUCUCAGUAGUCACAAAAUGGCUGCGAAUGUUUUGAACC